Molecule: messenger RNA, 702 nt
Organism: Miscanthus lutarioriparius
Lineage: Eukaryota; Viridiplantae; Streptophyta; Magnoliopsida; Poales; Poaceae
Source: the annotation of a GenBank genome assembly
AUGCCUCCCGGUCCCGGCGUCGCAGACCAGGCGCCACCGCCAGCGCCACCGGCACAGCCGCCGCGGAGCCCUCACCGGGGCAACGGCGCCAUGCCCAUGCCGCAGAGCCCGCUCCGCAUCAAGCAGGAUGGCAAGUUCUACGAGCGGCUCCUCACCAAGGAGAGCUCCGCGGCCAACCUGUCGUUCCGGUACUACUGGGCGGAGCCGGGCGCGGUGCCGUUCGUCUGGGAGUCGCAGCCGGGCACGCCCAAGGACGUCGCGCGGAUGGGCGCCGCCGGCGCGCUCCCGGCCAUCACGCCGCCGCCGUCGUACCUGCUCAAGCAGCAGGUGGUCGCCUCGGCACGCCAUGACCAGAAGAGCGACGGUAGGGCGGCGAGGAGCGGCAGGAAGCGGCGCUGCAGGCUCAAGAGGAUCAGGAUAGGCUUCAUCGCCGGGAUCUUCCGGCGGCUCAGCCUCGGGAAGAGGUGGCGGCAGCGCCCGGCGACGCCGGUCAAGGUGGCGUCGUCCUCCAGCCGGUGGCUCUUCUCCUCGGUGGCCACGGAGACAGGCGAGCACAACGACCUCCACCAGGACGAGAUCGGCGCCGUUGCCGCGCACCCGAAACAGCACAAGGCCGUGCCGUGCAGCAGCCCCACCCUGUGGCUGCUGCGCUUCCGCAACAGCUCCGGCAACCGGGGCGGCCGGAACGACGGCUGGGCGUAG